This is a messenger RNA of Radiomyces spectabilis, 3597 nucleotides long. RefSeq lists its product as uncharacterized. The coding region runs from base 215 to 3445 and encodes 1076 amino acids. The record is from RefSeq and is a predicted model, not a curated record. Gene Ontology annotation, biological process: actin cytoskeleton organization; signal transduction. Gene Ontology annotation, cellular component: cytoplasm. The transcript has 11 exons. Lineage: Eukaryota; Fungi; Mucoromycota; Mucoromycetes; Mucorales; Radiomycetaceae.
UAUCUACAUCGUUAUCUUCAUACUUCCAAAUCCGCUAUUGCUCUGUGAGUCCUUGACACACGACAAUAAAAAAAAAGAAAAGGAUAGAAAAGACACUUACACACACACCACCACCACUACCACCACCACCACACCAGGAGCGAGCGAGCGAGAGAAAGAGGAACCAUACCCAACAUUGAGUGAUCUACCCCAUCCUAGUUUUUCACUCUCUCCAAUGAACAAUAGUGACACCUCCAUCAUAAAACCACCUUCAACAUGCUUCAGAUGUCACGCAGCAUUAGGCACUCAAGUAGUACGAGCCCUACAGGGAACUUUUCAUCCUGAAUGCUUCACCUGCCCUGAUUGCAACACGCCUGUGGCAGCCAAAUUUUUUCCUUUCACAACCGACGAUGGACACACAUUUCCAUUAUGCGAGCGCGAUUAUUUUCGACGUCUCGGACUUGUCUGCAAUCAUUGUGACGAACCGUUGCUUGGAUCUUAUAUUAUCGCUCUCGACAAGAAAUUCCAUACCGACCAUUUCACAUGCAGUGUUUGUUCCACCACGUUUGGCCACGACGAUUCUUACUACGAACAGAAUGGACAAAUCUUUUGUCACUUUCACUAUUCGACUCAAUUCGCUGUUUCAUGCGCCGGAUGUCAGAUGGCCAUUCUUAAACAAUAUGUGGAGAUUGAACGGAGUGACAUGAUUGAACAUUGGCAUUCCGAAUGUUACAUGAUUUACAAGUACUGGAAUGUCAAGAUGGCCAACUUCUCGUCAUCUGCUUUGACGGAUAAGCAACACGAUCCAACUCCGAACCCAGCAGAAUUAAUUGAAAAACAGCACGAGACGGAAGAGAAAGUGUUCCGCAUUUGGUCGGUCUUAUCGGCUUUUGAAGAAUCUUCGGCCGUAUGUAUUUCUGAAAUGUUACUCCAUGUGUCCAAUGGAGCCUAUGUGGAAGGUAUUUGUCUUUCCGAACGCUUCCUCAUCCACGUGGAAGCCUUGUUUUCUGGCGUCGAUGAAUUGCUGGCUAUUCAUCAACAAUACCGACAACCCGAGUUCAAAUAUACGGGCGAAGCCAAAAUGCUGUGUCAAAAGAUCAUCAACUUCUUCUCUUUACUAUCUCGCACACAAGAAAUGGACAAGAAGAAACUGGGAAUUACUCAGGAGUUACUAUCGUUGGUCACCGGUCUCGCCCAUUUCCUAAAGAAUCUCAUUCGGGUCGCAUUAACUGCAGCUUUGCGGUUGGAACUUCAAAUUGGCACGCCUAUUGCGGUCACUCGUCUUUUAGCGAAACUGAUGGAAGUGGCGGGGAAGGAACGACACAGUCGAGACAGUCAGCGAUUAUUCAAGGCGAAACAAGCUUCCGAUUACUGUCACUUUUGUAAAAGUACAAUUGAAGAUCACUGUUGGAAAUACGGCAACUAUCGAUGGCAUCUGAAAUGUUUUCACUGUCGCCAAUGUAAACGAAAGUUACAUGCUGAUAACCAAGAGGAUGCUGUUUUCAGUUCCGCAGCGCUUUCCGUGCUGUGCACUCAAUGCGCUGGUGUGGAUGGGACGCGUUUCGAGUAUGUUACCAAGUUGACUCAGUUUGCAUUUUUGCUACGCAUUGCAUUAAGUCGACUUUGUGGCAUAUUGCAGGUCACAGAUAAUCAGUUGUCUACUGUGGAUAUCUCCAUCAAAUCCAAGCCGUAUUUACCGAAAGACGUGCCUUUAACGCCUGGCGUCGAAAGCAAAUCGGUGCUUUCAUCGGUUCUCGAUGAAAAAACGAUCCAUUACCCAACACACAUUGCUGAUGCACAAAGCGUUUCUUCCGCCAGACUUGACCGCAAAAUAUCACGUUCCUUCAAAACGGCGAAACGAUCGACGAUUAUGGGCAAUGCACAGAUGAACCCAUUAACAGAGGAACCAGGCGAUACAACAGCGACAGCAACAGCAACUACAACAGCUGCAGCAAAAGAACCAUCCAAGCCUGCGCCGGCGCGGUUAGAUAGUUUGUUGCGCCGUAUGGAUCAGCACAAGGAAUUACCACCGUUACCGAAAAACAAAAAUAAUACGAGACAUAAGGCUACCCGCAGUGUUAAUUUAGAUGACAUUCCUCACAUGGCUGCCGAAGCCGUGUCGCAUCAGAAGCCCUAUCAUCCGCCAUCGGUUCAGCCCACCAUGCUCAGCGAUACCGCGGGAUCCGGUUCAGCUUCGUCUCGCAUUUAUCUAUCGGAAUUAUCCGCUUUACAGCAUAUGAUAAUACGUCAUGUGGCCGUGGUUCAUAUUGAACCGUACGUUCGAGAGUUCUUCUCCUUUAGCGAACUGUUGAAUCUUAUUGAACACAAGAAGACGUCCAUUUGGGGCAAGUUCUUCACCUCGCUCAAAAAACCUGGUGUGAACAAACGAAACCAAAAAGGGAAAGAAGAAGGCACAUUUGGUGUCUUGCUGGAUGCAUUAACCGAGAAAACCGGAGUAGAAUCCAAUCUUGGCGCCGGACCAUCGCCUCUGAAGAUCGCCGCUUUCGUAGACGAUGCCAUUACUGCAAUGCGACAAAUGGAUAUGUCAGUGGAAGGCGUAUUCCGUAAAAACGGCAAUAUUCGUCGCUUGAAGGAAGUCAGCGAGCAACUGGAUAAGAAUCCGCACGACGUCAACCUAUCAUCAGAAAAUGCCGUUCAAGUGGCUGCUUUGCUGAAGAAAUUCUUACGUGAACUUCCCGAGCCCUUAUUGACCUACAAACUUCAUGGUCUUUUUUGCUACGCUCAACGAUUGGAGGACUCCAAAGUACGGAAACGGGUUCUUCAUUUGGCAUGCUGUAUGCUUCCUCGUUGUAAUCGUGACACCAUGGAAGUGCUGUUCCUGUUUUUCAGAUGGGUUGCCAGCUUUUCUCAUGUUACUACGGAUGUCGGCAGCCGCAUGGAUAUUCCGAACCUUGCUCGCGUGAUUGCGCCUAAUAUUCUGACGACCAACAACAAGGAUCCUGUCAAGGAUGAUUCAUUUGCUGCCAUUCACGUUGUGGAAACGCUUCUCGAAUGCUACGAGGAGUUUUGUCUUGUACCUGAAGAUCUGGAACCGUUUUUGCAAGACCCGCAGUUCCUGGAUAAUCGAGCUGAUCUAUCGUCCAAAGACUUUUUGAAAAAGGUGGAACAGUUAAGGAAACACAGGAAACCGCAGUCGCCGUCAGCUGGUAUGAUUUCUUCCUACCCAAGUCCGUCAAACGAUCUGCGAUUGUUUGAUGGUGCAGUAACCGAUGGCCGUGCUCAUCCUCCGACCUCCAUCUAUGCGCAACAACAAUAUCUACCUUAUCCAAAUCACCAUCCUUCAUCUGAUUUUUAUCCUUAUCAACUGAAUCAACGACAACCCGCGAUCGAUAAUUCUGGCCAUUCAUCGUCAUAUCAUCUUUCAAUGUCUCAGGAUGCAUCCCCCAUGUAUAGCUCCGCUUCCUUGAAAGCGGCCGCACCAUCACAAGAACUUCAUUCAUCAUAAUAUAUAAAUAUAUAUAGUGAUCGGCUGGACGAGCCAUGGCCCUAGUUGGCCCUAGUUUGGAUGCUUUUCUUUUUUUUAUUCGAAUAUUGCUUUCCUUUAUCUGUAAAAUAUAAUAAUAACCGCAUACUACAUCAUACUGAUAUAGUGCCAUU